CCUCCCGGACUGUAAGUGACAGCACUGAGUGCUCCCGGCGACACCGCCCUCCCGGAGGUGCAGUGAGCCCUCCCGCCCUGCAGUCGUCGCCACUGCGGCGCGGCGCCGGUGAAGAGAGCGGGUGCGGCCCUCAUUCCCGCGGCGGCAGCGGCUUGUUCUCAGGCUUGGGGCCUGUCGGGAGGCAGCGGCGGAGAGUGAGACACCGAGAGAGAGAGAGAGAGAGCGAGCUCGGCGGCGAGAUGAUGGCGGCCGUGCCGCCACCCCCACCGCCGCCACCACCACCCCCACCUCCCGGACCGGGGGCACCGGCGGUGGCGACGAAAACCGGAGAGGAGAAGUUGAAGGAGAUGGAGGCCGAGAUGGCGCUGUUUGAGCAGGAGGUCCUGGGUGCGCCAGUAUCCACCUCAGCCGUCACCGCUGUACCAGAGACGGUACCCGUGGCAAUGAUGCCAGUUCCUGUCGCACGGCCCAUCAUCGGAACCAACACGUAUCGGCAGGUCCAGCAAAGCCUCGAAGCCCGAGCGGCUGCUGCUGCCACGGUGAUGCCUCCUGUGCUGGGACCUCCCUCGCCGUUUGUCGGACCCGCAAUGCCUCCACCAAGAGAGUCUCCAAUUGUUAGACCCGUCUUCGUUCCUCACGUUCUCCAGCGGCCGGGUACGUCG
Chiloscyllium plagiosum (whitespotted bambooshark) is the source of this 662-nucleotide messenger RNA. Lineage: Eukaryota; Metazoa; Chordata; Chondrichthyes; Orectolobiformes; Hemiscylliidae. The record is from RefSeq and is a predicted model, not a curated record.